This is a messenger RNA of Gallus gallus (chicken), 9583 nucleotides long. It is a transcript of the gene TRIM66, whose product is annotated as tripartite motif containing 66. NCBI's taxonomy places the organism in Eukaryota, Metazoa, Chordata, Aves, Galliformes, Phasianidae. The transcript is spliced from 21 exons. Gene Ontology annotation, molecular function: protein binding; zinc ion binding. The record is from RefSeq and is a predicted model, not a curated record. Bases 4603 to 8085 code for a protein of 1160 amino acids.
CAUCUGUGAAAUCCUCUGAUGGCAUGACACUGAAUAUUGCUUAUCUUACAUGCACUCAUUGCUGAUUUAUAGGUAGUACGAUACCUACCCAGUUUGCAUUAGGAGCAUAUAUAUGUGCUGAUGGUGGUCUGUAAAUAUAACAAGAGUGAAACCACUUCAGCUAAGUGUGAAAUAUUGCCUGUAGGAAAAAUGCAUUUCUUACUUACUAUAAAUUUUUUAUGCAGAAUAUAAGAAUGGAAAAAAAUAAUAUAUUUCCAAGUGAAGUCAGUCUGAGAUUUGGUGCAAAUGCAUACUUUAAUCCGUAAGUUUCAAUAUGUCAUAUUAGAAGCAGUACUAUACAAACAUAAAGAUGUCUUCUAGUUGAUUGUUGUAUUAAGAUGCUGAAGAGGUGUAGGUAAGUGGUCCCGACCUUUGGUGGUGGAUGAUGUUGAACACUUCCUUUUGUACCUGCCCCUCAGUCUUUGUGUUGAAGUCAACUCAAGAAUGAAAGCUCUGAGGUAGACUGAGCACCUAUGGAAAAGCUGUGCAUGCAUUAGAAUUUAUUCAGAGCUGUGCGAAUGGAGAGCUGUGGUAGCAAUUUGAGUGAAACAAGAAAAAUGAUCCAACAGGUCCUUCUGUUAUGUUAUGAAGAGGACUUUAAGAUAUUUAAGUUUUCUGCCUGCCGGUGUCACUUCCUUUUCUUUUUUUUUUUCCUCCUCACUUCAUGUGAAAGAAGAUUCUGUAUUUUAUCCUCCGCUACAGAAUCCACAUGAUUUGUGUUUCCAGUCUGUGUAGUGCAUGAGAUGGAACAGAUAUAAGUAGAGAGACCGGGAAUGAGGAGACUCUUCCAUCUCAACAGACCAAGGAAUUUUCUCUCUGAUGAUUUUCCCAGGCUUCUGCAUAAACUCUAGCUGUGUGAACUGCCACGCACAGUGCAAUGUGAAAACAUACGGUUGGUUCUUGUGUGCUGCCCUACUGGGCCUGUCUCCUUCUCACUGAGUUCUGAAGGCACUCAACGCCAAAUUCAUCUGAAAUGGGGGUGGGCAUCAAAAGAAAUUCCCCUUUAAUCUGCAAAUCUCUCUUCAGAUGUUUGAUGAUGUCAGUCAUUUUCAUACUUCCAACGUCGUAAUUCUGGAAGGAGCAGGAAGAGGAGCUGUGGAGGUGUGCUGUGAAAAGUUCAUGUUGUUGGAAGACCACCUCAUCUUGAGGGCUGCUUAUUUGUCCUCUUUAAAAAAAAAAAGAUAACUAUAAUCACAGGCAACCACUGUUUAAAUCAUAAUUUAGGCCCGAGAGAGCAAUGUUCUUGUACUAACCUUCUGUGUUAUUGUUUUCUGAAAUGCUAUUUUAGAAACAAGCUUUGGCCUUAUGUGCUUCUCUGGCUUAGAUAGCAAAAAUCAUGGCAAAUGGCUGCAUAAUUUCUUUCCGCAUUCUGCAUGGAAGUCUAAAACUGUCCACUCUUGUUUGACAGCAGCUUUCUGUGAGCAACCAAGGGUCCGAGAUCCUUGCUUAAAUGCCAACUAAUGUGACGGGGUUGCAUGUUAGAGAAAUGCAAACUGAACAAAUAAAAUAAGUGAAAACAGUUUAUAAAAGAGAAGAAAUGUGACUUCAGCUGCUGACACACGUUAGCUUGCUGUGCUCUAUUAUUGCUGGCUGAAAAUACAUGGUUUUGCUUAUCUUAUAAGAGAGGUGUUCUGUAUAACUGCAGAUUCCCCACUGUGAAGGCCUUUCAGUGAGGGACAUCCAACACUUGGCCAAGCAUUGGCCGUACUUGCAUUUACUAUCCUCAGAGGCAUCUUCAAGGGGUUGUUUUAAGCUCUGACUCUGUUGGCUCUAGACUAACUUUCACAAUGAUGUUUUGGCAUAAGGAGUAUAGUAUGCUGGCAUAAGAGAGGACUCCAGGCACCAACACAGUGCCUUAUACUAUGCCUGGGUAUAAGACAAAAUGCAUUUCUGCUGAGUUCUGUAGUCCACAUUUACGCUUGGAUUGGAGCAUGAUUUGGCUUUCUUGGUGUAACAGCUAUUCUGUCUUGAUGCCCCGAAUAACACUGUUUUGGUGCAAUCAUAUAAGACAAGUGAUGCAAUGCAACGCUCCUAUUAGUUCUGAAGGAGAUCACCAAUUUGCUUUAAUUAGAUCCACUUAACGCUAAAUAUGUCGUUUGUUUCUAUAAAAGGAAGUAAAAAGGUUAUUCCAAAGAGGGCACUCUUGAAAAUACAUUAAUUUAGUCAUCCGAAAAUGUGUUUAAGGUUACUCAUCCCUUCUCACGUGGUUGUUCAGAUGCCUGAUCCAAAGGACAAGUGAAACAAUGGGGGGCUAGUUACACAAAUACGAAGCUGUAGAGCAGGAGGUUGUCCUCAGAACUGUUUCCUGUAACCUGUAAUUGGGUCUCCAAGGAAGCAUAAAUUACGCCUGCAGCUUGAGCUGUAGCUAAUGCUCUGUGAGGAUAAUUAUUCUGCUGAUUGCUGGAGGAAAAAGAGCGAAGGAAUAGGUGCAGCAUGCAGACAGCCAAUAUGAAUGCAGUGUGUGUGAUAGCUCCACUGUUUGUUACUUUAUGCUAAUCAAUUCUUAGGGCAAUAAUAAGUGAAUUAUCUGUGCUGGUUCAUUUCCCAGACUACCAGCUUAAGGGCUCUUCCUGUUCAAACCUGGCCAGACUGGAGGACCUUGAAACAAGUCUGUGAACCAGGGCUUUAGGUAUUGAAAGGGUCUUUCCUCUUCAUUUGUAUACAUGCUGCAGACACCAGUUUGCACUUACAGGAACGAUUGCUGCAAAUCGUCUCCAGCUCUGUCACUUACCAAUUAGAUAACUGCAUAUAGGUGGAUUAAAAACUUGAGGGCUCCCCAAAAUUUUAGGUCUUUGUGUUUUUUACAGAGGAACUCUUGGUACAAGGGUCACUACCUUGCUGUCAGAGAAUCAUAGAGUCAAUCACCAAGGUUGGAAAAGAUCUGCAAGAUCAUUCAGUCCAGCCAUCCACCUAUCACCAGUAUUUCUGACUAAGCCAUGUCCUUCAGUACGACGUCUAAAUGUUUCUUGAACGCCUCCAUGGAUGGUGACUCCACCACCUUUCUGGGGAAUCCAUUCCAGCAGCUGACCACCCUUUCAGAGAAGAAAUUUUUGCUAAUGUCCUGUCCACAUACUUUCCCUUUGACAGAAAUGAGUCUGCUUUGGCGCGUGAGUGACCUCUCCUGCAAGGGGUUAGGGCUCAAAUGGUAUCUGCCUGAGUGGGCUUUGGUGGCAGAGCGCUGUUGUUUUCCCGAAAGCUGAUUUUGGAUAUCCCAGGUACGGGGUUGGAAUGUUCAAGUUGGGUGUUUGUGUCUGACUACUGCACCCACUGUCUGAAUUUUCCCCAACCUACUGUCUAGUUACUAUUGGAAAGAUGGAGGUGUAGGACUACAUCUUCGCACCCCUCUGGUGAUGGAGGUUCCUGGGAGUCUGUUCAAUGCGGUCUUCAGCGAUUGCUCAGUACUACCUGAUAGCUCAGAUACAUUGGGAAUAGCUCAUCUGUGGUUUUUCCUGCGUAUCAUUCUGAAAUGAGGUUUUAUCCUGCGUGUCACAGUGCCACAGCACACAAAUCCAACGUGAGUAUCCUAUCCUUCACAAAUGCAUGCCCACCUCAUUAGUAACUAUGUGUGAUGUCACAAAUAGUGAUUUCUGCAGAUUAAGAGCUAGGAGUAAUGAACUUCUGAAAAAACAGCUUAUGCAAACGCUGCUAUCUCCUUCCUACCAGUAUAGUUUACAUGCAAACUCUAGGAAGUUUAUGACAACAGCUGUUAGUUUUUUUUCUACCUCAAGAGGUUUUGAUAGCAGUAAUGGCCCUCAUUUGGGCAUCGCGAUUGCAUCAUAACAGGAUUUGGCUCCUGAUCUCUUAAUGUAUAAACUCUGUUGUUUGAAUGCAGUAAUUCCACGUUGGAUUGCUAUUUAGAUCCAGAAGUUGCAUCAUUCUCAUAUGUACAAACAGUGAAUCUCUAGGGCUCCUGGCUACCUUUCCCUUCACCCACAGUGUGUAAUAAUAACAUAUGUAAGUGAGCUGUCUGCAAAGUACAGGUUCUUCAAACAAGCAAACACUGCUUUUUAGAGGCUGCGGUUAGGAAGUAAGGCAAGAGAAACACGUAAGGAAUGGUCUGUGAAGUGCACCACAGAGUGAAUGGUAUUAUGAGACCUGCUGCUGCCUGAAUUUGGAAAAGCUCUACUCUUUCCUCCUGCACGCUGGCUCCAGGUUCUUCUGAGGACUAGGAGAAGACCCAGGCAAGAGAAGAAGGAGGAUGCUAUUCAUGUCAUCCGUGGGGUUUUUAUUUCACUUCUUCAGGAAAAAUACAACCAAGGCAACUUAGUGUGUAGCUAAGUGACUGGCUAUCCUGAGGAACAGGUAUUCUUUCUUGCCUGGCGUGCAAACAGACCUGUUUUGCAAGAGAUGUAGUUGAAAAUUGCUUUCUCAAGGAUUUUCCCACUGCAAAUUCAGCUAUGGCAAAGAUUAGCUGGGGUCCAGUUGUAACAAACUAUAUUGAAGGUAAGCUGAUGGACAACAGAAGGGACGCCAUUGGAAGUCCCUUUAACAUCUAUUAGCUGCUUUAUAAGCUGUGAUAGUAGCAGUAAUAUUCAGGAUCUAUGUGUAACUACAAGCUGUUCCAUGUGUAAGGAGAAGAGACCUGCUCACAGUCUCUGUACGAGCUGCAAUAAGUGGCUGUGCAGCACAUGUACAGAAGAGCACAGGCAUGGCAAGGAAACUGGGGACCGCUUCCUGUCUGUAUCCCUGAAGGGCUGCACAGCGACUGAAGAAGAAGCAAGUGAAUUGCCCUUACUUUGUCCAGUGCACACUCAAGAACCACUCAAGCUCUUCUGUGAGACCUGCGAUAUCCUUACAUGCAGCAGCUGUCUGCUGAAGGACCAUAAGGAACACAGGUUCAGACAUCUUGAUGAAGCUUUGCAAAAUCAGAGAGCUAUCCUGGAAAAUGUUGUAACUAAAGUGGAAGAGAAAAAAAGUGGAAUUCAGGUUUCAGCUAAACAGAUUGAAGACAGGUUGCUUGAAGUAAAACAUUUAUACAAAAGAGUAGAAAAUCAAAUCAAAAUGGCCAAGAUGGUUUUGAUAAAUGAAAUCAAUAAACGAGCAAACAUCCUUCUUGAACAACUUGAAAAAAUCACAAAUGAAAGGAGGCAGAAAUUGGAGCAACAGCUGCAAGGUGUUGUGGUUUUAAGUGCACAGGUUGAACACGUGCAGAACUUUGUCAACUGGGCAGUAUGCAGUAAAAACAGCAUCCCAUUUCUCUUCAGUAAAGAACUGAUUGUGUUUCAGAUCCAGCGCUUGUUGGAGACGAACCCUGACACAGACAUAGCUCCUCCUCUGAAGAUCAGAUUCACUUGGGAUCCCUCCUACUGGAGUAAGCAGCUGUCCAAUUUUGGAGGUUUCACUAUGGAAGGUGGACACACUUCACAUUCUGAUGUCCUCCUGUGUGGAAAUGUACAAGGGUUACAGACACCCUUGUAUCAUGGGCACUGUUCCCCAGUGUCACAGCUGGAGCCUAUGAAUAGCCAGCCACAUCAGUUUCCCCCUGCCCCUCCGUGUCCUAUUCCUGUGUGUUGCUCACACUGCCUCAGUGUACCUCACCCAAACAAAGCUCAGCCUUCUCACCAGAACAUAAGCCCCCAUCAGCAUUUCCGACAGCCUCCCGAACUGCAUCAGCAGCACUUUCCCCUGCAGUACAGCAUGCAGCAACGUGACAAAGAGCAAAGGGGUGUUUCCCAGCCUCUCAAGCCAUCACAAUCUGAACUAGAGCAGCAGUCAAGGUCUGAGUCAGAGAAUGGAUCUGGGAGGAUGGGAAAGCACUUACCAUCUCAGCUGCAACAGACUGUGCCUCUGGGUUACGCCGUUGUAUCACAUGAGGCUCAGCAGGUUCACACAAGCCAUCCACAGCCAUUUCGCUCACAGACUGCUUUGCAGACAUCAACGGUGCAAGUGCAGCUUGGCCAUCUUCAGAAGAUAAAGUCUAACUACGUGCAGCAGCCACCGCAGCAGCAGCUAUCGCCAGCAUCACCACCACCAAGUCAAUAUGAGAACGCUCACAAACAAGUCAUGCAGCAGAGCCUGGACAUAAUGCACCACCAGUUUGAACUGGAGGAGAUGAAAAAGGAUCUGGAGCUUCUUCUCCAGGCCCAAGGGCAGUCCAGCUUGCAGCUGAACCAAGCUAAGCCACCUCAGCAUGUUCAACAGACCAUAGUGGGUCAGAUAAAUUACAUAGUGAGACAACCAGCCCCGAUUCAGCAGCAAAUUGAAGAUGAAGCACAAGUCUGUGAGAAUUCCACUGAACUUGAUGCCCAGAAGCCCGCAGUUCCUCUUGACAGAAGCAAAAUAUCUUCCAUGUCCCAGUCACUGGAUGAAGAAGUCAGUGUCAGCAGUCACUCCCCUGGGACAACAUCACAACAAUCAACUUCCCAUCCAGUGAGAAAGCGUUCAGCAUCAUUAGGCAUUGUGGGCUUUUCAAACGAGUUAGAAAUGGAACUACCUUCAAGAUUAUCUAGGUCUGCCGAUCCACAGGUGCAAGGCAUAGCCACUGUGGCACUUGGCCCAUCCCCAAACACCCGCUGUGACUGUGAUUCUCCACCAGAGCCAGUACCCAGCUACAGCUUAGCAUUGGGAAGAGCUGAGCUGAGCCCUGGGGUUUCUACUACCUUCACACCAGGCGAUGUUCACCAGGGCAGUGCGAAGUGCAAGCUGGAAAAUGAAGACUUCAACACUGUGGAUCAUCAUCCAGAAAACAGCUUGGCUACAGCUGGGCAAGAUGUAGUGAAUGAAUUAAGUCUUUCUAUGCAAAAUAUUCUGGAAGAACCUAUUAAUCUUUCGGUCAAAAAAUCUCAGCGUUGUACUUCUCCUUCUGAACUGCUCAGCAACAAUUCUCUUCUUCCUGUGAAUGCCAGGAUGAGACCACUUAGAAAUGAAGAAGAUUCCAAUAACUGUGAAAAGGAACAUUUUGAAAUGGUUAUGAAAGGCAAUCAGAAUGUCAGUGCUUGCCUUGGAGAGCUGAAGAUCCCCUACGUGAGACUGGAACGUCUGAAAAUAUGUGCCUCAGAAUCUGGGGAGCUACCAGUUUUUAAGCUCCAGCCACAGGAGAGUGGGCAGGAGGGCAAUUUUCUCCUGAUAAUUGAGCAUGGGACCCAGUCUUCAAGAAUGGCUAUAAAAAUAAAUAAAGGUGGUUCACCUGAAGGACUGAAAUCCGAAGAGGAGAACUCAGAUGACAGAAAAUUUCUCAUAACCCAGGCUGCAGGACAGAUAAAAUCUCCUCCUGCAGAUGCUCCAUCUGUCGAUCAGAAGCUCACCAAUGGUACCUCCAUCACAAAGAAAUCUCCAGUUACUCAGGAAGUCAAUACAAUUGAGAAUGAGGACUUCUGUGCUGUGUGUCUUAAUGGAGGAGAACUGCUGUGCUGUGAUCACUGCCCCAAGGUCUUCCAUCUCUCCUGCCAUGUUCCAGCCCUACUCAGCUUUCCAGUGGGGGAAUGGGUGUGUACGCUGUGCCGUAACCCAAUGAAACCAGAGGUAGAAUACGACUGUGAAAACACGCGCUAUGCUCAUAGUUAUAAUGCACAAUAUGGCCUUGAUGACUAUGAUCAGAAGAAGUGUGAAAAGCUGGUGCUUUCCCUGUUCUGCAGUAGUAUGAGCCUCCCGUUCCAUGAACCCGUCAGCCCCCUGGCUCGACAUUAUUAUCAGAUCAUCAAAAGGCCGAUGGAUUUGUCAAUCAUACGAAAAAAGCUGCAAAAAAAGGAUAAGUUCCACUAUUCUGCACCCGAGGAACUUGUGACUGACGUGCGUCUCAUGUUUUGGAACUGUGCAAAGUUCAAUUAUCCGGAUUCAGAGGUUGCUGAGGCUGGACGAUGUCUAGAUGUAUUCUUUGAGGGCAAAUUGAAAGAGAUUUAUCCAGAUAGGCACUUCCCUUCAGCACAACAAGACGACAGUGACUGUGAAGAGUUGGAGAGCCAGAACAGCAAAAUGCCCCCCCAGGAUUUUCACUGGCCAUCACACGAACAGGAGUGUGCUCAACCUAAAAAGAGGAGACGCCACACUGGAAGUGACAAAACUAAGAGAAUGACGUUUCAGACUGCUAACAGCCUUCCUCAGGUGUGACCUCCUGAAGAUACCCCAUUUGCCAUGAGAAGUCCAGCAGAAUAACUGACACAGUUAAGGUGUGUGGGAGGAAAGCAAAGCACUCGGGCUGUUAAUUUAUAUCUUCUCCUACUCUGCUGACCAUAUGCCUUAUUUGUAGAUGUUGUGGAUAGAUAACAGGUCAAAAGUGUUUGAUUCUGUCUAUAUUCCAUCUGUUAAAUCACGUGUAGGUUUUACAAUGUUUACGCUAAAAUAAUGACGUUUUGGUGAUAGAUAAUGAUUAAUAAUAAAAGUAAAAUGCUAAGAAUAUUUAAAAUUGCAAUACCACUUCAUAAUCUGUUCAACAUGACAUCUCUAUUUUAUAGAACACGGGUAACCAUGUAAUAAUCUUAUAAUGACAGUGUGAAUAUCGGCCGUGCUUUGUGAUAAAUACAAUGUGUGGUCAUAAGACAUAAUCCUGUUGUCUUAUUCAAUGAUGUUUCUGGGAGCUUGACUGCUCGAGGCCUAUGGGAUACAGCCUAAUGUGAUUAUCUGAUUAGCUGUUUCUUUUGAAGCAGAGCGUUCUCAUUAAAUGACUAAAGAGCUUCUGCAUUAUGUGACACAGCUCUGCGUGAGCUGCUGCUGAGUGCACGCUGGAUGCUCAGUUUGCAAGGGAUGGUUCUCCUGGUAUUUAAUUCAUGCUCUGUAAGGCAGAGUGGAAUUUUUGGGGUCCUCAAAGGCACAACCCAGGCCAGUUGUUUUUCUUUAAGGCAGAUCACUUUAGUAUGUUCACGAUGGAGCAAUUUACGUGGUUAUAGAAGUGCCUAUAAAAUAACAUCAUGUACCCCUGAUUUUCUCUUAUUUCUGUUUAUUUCUUGUAGUCGUGAUGAUUAGCAGUGCUAGAAGAUGAUGAUGACGUAUAUGUGUAGAAGCUCAUGCAGGAUGAAAGGAUGCCUAAGCCUUUGUUGUCCUAAAUUCUGCAUCGUGCUGGCAGAACAACUCCAAGGGCUGAAACAGCAACUUUAGAGUUCACUGGAGCAAAGGAUAGCAUGUAAUUGUAAGGCCUAAAGGGUGGAAUAGGUAACAAAACAUGACACCUGAUCAGAGUGAUGGUUUGCAAGCUCCUUUCCGCCUCUUCUAGAAGCAGAUGAGCCACAUAUUCACAUGGCCAAUGCUUUCUCCCUGUGUACGUGAGGGGCAUCUCCCUCUAUAGGGCUCUGCCUAGCAGCGUAAAGCUGGGCUGUGCUCUGGCUCCGAGAGAGGGAGAGGUUGUUGCAGAUCUCAUACCCAAUUAGAGUCCAUUUUAAUUAGCGUCCUGUAAAUAAAGAUGAUAUUUUCAGCAUAGUUUAUAAUGGGCUCUUCGGUCUGGUAACCACGUAUGUUAUUUUAGAUAACGCUUUGAAGUAAAGGUUUAUACAUGAAACAGUAAGAUGUGAAUGUUAUAUUCUGCUGUCUGCGACUUACUGUUUGCCAUCGACAUGGUAGUGAGCUGAUGUUUUCUUUUCUUUGAUAAAAUAAAACUCUGGCUAUUAUAAGCUGA